AUGGGUUCCAUUUUUGUGAAUGGUGCACUAUCAGCCUUGGGGUUAAAGCCAGUUGGUUCACUAUUUCUAUUUGCUGAGAUGCUUCUCAAUCUAAGCAUUCCUUGGGUCAUUAUUGGCCAUUCUGAAAGGAGGCUUCUGUUAGGUGAACCAAAUGAGUUUGUUGGAGACAAAGUUGCAUAUGCCCUUGAUCGAGGUUUGAAGGUAAUAACUAGCGUUGGGGAGACCCCUGAGCAGCGAGAAUCAAGAUCGACUAUGGCUGUUGUUGCUGCACAGACUAAGGCAAUUGCAGGAGAAGAAAACUCAAGAUCGUGCUAAAAUCAUUUAGGAGGAUGGGGAAGAGGAAAUUUACAAUAACGCAAGUGUGAAGAUUGCUCUAAAAUUGCUCGAGCAGGUUUCUUGGUGCUUGGUCACAACUAUGGAGUUGGGAAAACUUAGGUUCGAAAUGCCACCGCAACUUCUCAGCUAGGAGUAACUUUGAAGUGUAACUUUUGUUCCCUUUGUUUCUUUCUAACUUUAUGUUAUCUUUUCUUGAAGUAAAAAUAGUUGUGGGAAAAACUUUUUUGGAUAAAAUAUUUGCCUAUAGUGUGGGGUGCAUUUUCUAUUGAACAGUUAUAUUGUUUACAAUGUUUUGUUUGAGUUUUAUUUUGUAUGGUUUGUGAUGAAUUUUUGGUAGAUUUUUUUUGUUGUUGUUUAGGUACUGCGUGCU
Molecule: messenger RNA, 706 nt
Organism: Ilex paraguariensis (yerba mate)
Lineage: Eukaryota; Viridiplantae; Streptophyta; Magnoliopsida; Aquifoliales; Aquifoliaceae
Source: the annotation of a GenBank genome assembly